This is a messenger RNA of Phlebotomus papatasi, 1586 nucleotides long. RefSeq lists its product as uncharacterized. The record is from RefSeq and is a predicted model, not a curated record. Lineage: Eukaryota; Metazoa; Arthropoda; Insecta; Diptera; Psychodidae. The transcript has 2 exons. Bases 263 to 583 code for a protein of 106 amino acids.
UUCAUUCACAAGUUGUCUGGCAUUUGAAACACUUGUUCUUUUGAAAAAAGAAAAACAACAUAUUCUUUGAAAAUACCUAUUCAUUAAUCUAAAUUCUAUCGGUAAUUUUUUAAGUUAUUCUAAAAAUUAAAAGAAAAAGAAAUAUUGAAAGUGAAAUCAACGGAAGUGUUUAAAAUUGGUGAAAAACUAUUAAGUUUCGAUUGGUCUUCAUAAUAUUCAUCGGCUUUUUAGAGAAAGAAUUUUCAAAAUAAAAGCAUAUAAAAUGGAGAAAUUGCCACAAUUGUGCCUUCUUCUGUUGAUUGGACUGGCUCUCAGCUCAACCACAAAUGGUGCAUCAAUCGUCAAUAAGAGAGCUGUAGCUGAGAGUGAAGCACCAAAGCCAAAAAUUUGUCAAAAUAAUUCGCCAUGUGGUUGGGGCAUAUACACACCUUUCACACGACAAGUUGACUAUUUCAUGAAGAAUACGUGCGUGUGUGAGGAACAAAAACAAUGCGUCCGUACCGAUGAUGAUCUAUCCGUGAGCGCCUACGUCUACCGGUGCAGGGAGCUAGGCCAACGAAAGAAGUUGGAUAAUUCAUCCUGAAGUCACAUCACCUCAGCAAAGGAUUAGGAAGUGAAAAUAAGACAGAUAUUUCUUAUCUCUUUAGUGCCAUUUUCUCUUUCAUAACAGAAGAAAAAAAAGACAAAACCACAAAAGUUCAUCUCAUGACACCUAUUUGAAUAGUUUUUUUAAUUGUAAGAAAAAAAUAAUUAUUACAUUUUUUUCCUGUAGGAUGCAUUAAGAAAAUAGGCAUGUGCAAUUAAUUCUAAUAAUUUCUUUUUCACUGCAAACACUAAUUUAUGGCCAAAUGUACUCAGUUUUGUUUUAUUAUAUUUUUUUUUAUAAUAAUAUUAUAAACAUUAAAUUAUAUUUCGACAAAUUGGAUGUUAUUUAAUUUAAUCAAUGAGGAAAUCAUGUAAAUUUACGCACAGGUACAAUCAUGGAAUAAUGUUUAAACAAAAACACAAAUUUGUUAUCUCAUGAGAGAAAUUCUGUUCCUUCCUACUUAGUACUUUAUUUAGUUUAUAGACAUUUUUUUUUCUAACAUAACUAUUAGGAUUAUCGUAGAGAAUAGAAAGAAAAGGAUUACAACAAAAAACAAUAUUUGUUUAGCUCGAGUAAUACCUAAAAUAAUCACACUUUACCAUUUUAGAAAUAAACAUUUUGUUUAUUUGUAAAAGCAGUAUUUGAAAACAUUGAUGGCAUAAUUUGAAAUAAAAUUAUUAUUUGAAAAAAAAAGAAACAUCUAUCAUACAACCAUUCAUACUCAAUACAAUUUAUUUAAUAAAAGAAAAAUCUUUUCAGUUUAUUGGCAUGAACACUUCUUCAGUUAGAAUCAAAAUCUCAUUCAGUAUUGCAACUCAUAAAAUAAUCAUUAAAAUUGCAUUUUAUGAGCAAUUAUUUCCAGAAGCACAUCAUACAGUGUAUAUACAAAGCAUUCUUGUUGUAUGAGAAGAUGAAGGAAAUUGACAUAAAAAAAGCUCAGAUAUAAUAAAAUUAAAGUGUAGCAAAAAAAAAACAAUAAAACAUUUUUUGAUCAAUUAAA